Centruroides sculpturatus (bark scorpion) is the source of this 636-nucleotide messenger RNA. RefSeq names its product putative fatty acyl-CoA reductase CG5065. Gene Ontology annotation, biological process: long-chain fatty-acyl-CoA metabolic process. Gene Ontology annotation, molecular function: alcohol-forming very long-chain fatty acyl-CoA reductase (NADP+) activity. The transcript is spliced from 4 exons. The coding region runs from base 72 to 458 and encodes 128 amino acids. Lineage: Eukaryota; Metazoa; Arthropoda; Arachnida; Scorpiones; Buthidae. Gene Ontology annotation, cellular component: peroxisome. The record is from RefSeq and is a predicted model, not a curated record.
AUUGACUGUAAAUUUUAAAAACGUUACAGAAAAUAUUUGAUUAGCAUCUAAUACGUUAUAAUAUUUAUAUCAUGAUUGAUAUUGAUAAGAAUAUCGGUGAUGUUAGAGACUUCUAUAAUGGGAAAUCAGUUUUUGUAACAGGAGGAACAGGAUUUGUAGGAAAGGUUUUGCUAGAGAAAUUAUUAAGAUCAUGUGAUUUAAAGAAUAUUUACGUACUAAUUAGAAACAAACACGGUGUAGACCCUAAUUCGAGAUUGAGAAAGGUGUUUGAUAAUAAGCUUUACGACAGAUUAAAAAAAGAAAAACCUAAUUUUUUCGAUAAAGUGAUAUGUAUUCCAGGAGAUUUCAAUUCCGAGAAUAUUGGUAUUAAUUCUGAUGAUUAUUGUAUGUUACGUAAUAAUGUAUCGGUGAUAUUUCAUAUUGGUGCAACUGUCCGAUUUGAUUUAACUUUGAAGUAAGUAAAAAUAUUUAAUUAUAUAAAAUACGUACAUUUGUUUAUAUACAAUUCUUUAAAACUAGACUCAAAAAAAUUGUAAUUAUUAUUGGUAUAUCAGUUAGAAAUCGCUAUUUCCAAUACCUUUCCUUCUAUCACACAUCGUUUAUUGUCUCUCUUUUCAAGAGUGACGAUACUGAAGU